Molecule: messenger RNA, 3273 nt
Organism: Nyctereutes procyonoides (raccoon dog)
Lineage: Eukaryota; Metazoa; Chordata; Mammalia; Carnivora; Canidae
Gene: CMTM6
Product: CKLF like MARVEL transmembrane domain containing 6
Exons: 4
Coding region: 79-627 (182 amino acids)
Cellular component (GO): membrane
Source: RefSeq, a predicted model, not a curated record
AGUGACGGCCCUCCCGGCGGUCCUUCUGGAGUCGGUGAAGUCCUCGGCGUCAGCUCUGCGGCCACCGCGUUCCGGGCCAUGGAGAAUGGAGCGGUGUACGGCCCCACCACGGAGGAGGACCCGGGCCCCGCCAGGGGCGCCCGGAGCGGCCUCGCCGCCUACUUCUCCGUGGGCCGGCUUCGGUUGCCUCGGCUCGCGUUCAAAGUCCUGCAGUUGCUGUUUUCGCUGCUGGCCUUUAUCUGCGAGGAAGUCGUGUCACAGUGUACUUUGUGUGGAGGACUUUACUUUUUUGAAUUUGUAAGCUGCAGUGCCUUUCUUCUGAGUCUCCUCAUCCUGAUUGUGUACCUCACUCCAGUUUACAACCAAGUCGAUCCUGACAAAGUCAAGCAGUCGGACUUUUAUAUUACUUUGGGAACAGGAUGUGUGUUUUUGUUGGCAUCCAUCAUUUUCGUUUCCACACAUGACAGAACAGAAGCUGAGAUGGCUGCAUCCGUCUUUGGAUUUCUGGCAAGUAUUAUGUUCCUGUGUGACGUUGUCGUUGUGUUCAUUUGGAAACGACGGGAGUCCCAGGCUAGGAAACCAGAGGCUACGAGGCCAGGGGGCCUCACAGAACCCCUUAAUGGUUAAGGACUCAAGAGACCGGGUGUUACAUAAGGUAUUGACUGCAUGGCACCUGAGCCCUGGCCGAAGCUCAUGGAGAAUUUGUCUAAUUGUUAAACCACUUCUUUUGGAGAGCGAGGGGAAGGGCAAAAAGGCAGUGUGUCAGUUACCACAAAUUAAGCCAGAGAGUUUUGGGGUUUAAAAAAUUUUUUUUAAAAAUAAUGUUAAAACUUCUGUCACUUAAAAUGGUUCUGUUUUUGUUUUUGGAAUUGAGGACAGUUGUUUCUUUAAAUCACAUAGCUCAACUGAUGAGAAUUUAUUCUGUCAUCAUUGUUGGCCUAGCUAUCAAAUUAUGCUAUACAGCCAGCAUGAUUAAUUCAUUGAUUUAGACAUUGUUUUAUUCUUAAAUUAAUUUGCUUAGGUAGGUUUUUUUGAUAUCUGAUAAAAUUCAAUGUAUACUGAAGAGAUCACUAUUUAAAAUGUUGGUCUAGGUUUUUUUUUUUUUUUUCCUUAAAAAUAUAAUACCCAGGUUUUACUGUAUCUCACUCGGCCUUAAAAUUACAUUGUAACAUUUUAGGAUAAUUAUUAAUUCUUUCUGAGACCCUUUAUAGCCUAAUAGAAACUGUAUGAAAGGUGUUGGUAUUUUAUAUGUAUAAGAGCAACAACAUCAUAAACCCCAUGUUUAUACUGCACUUUGGUUGUUGUUAAUAAGCAAAAAAAAAAAAAAAAAAGAACAAUUGUAUAUAACACAGAAAAAUGGAAGAAACUCUCAUUGCUAGAGACCAAAGAUAAAAAAGAUACACUUUUUUGCGCAAUACAUGGAAAGUAAUUAUAAAAACAGGUUUCAACCACUUACCACUGUCUGAAGAGAGAAGUUCAUACUAUGAGUUAGAAAUUGAUCCAUUUCCCUACUGGCAUGUGGUUAUUUCUACUGAAGUUAAUACAGCUCUGCGGGUCCUGUGCAGUGUCUUCUCUGAAGCCUUCCCUCUUUUUAAAACCCCAGCCUUUGAUUUUUACAUCUAUUUGAGAUUCUCCCUUCUACUCUCUUUACCCCACAUGGUCUGUACACUUCAUCAUCCGACAGCAGUGGAGCCUCUAGCUCUGACUCUUGCUUGAUGGCAGGGGUCUCUAUGUGGUCCAAAAUUUGGGGCCCUUUUAAUCACAUAGAAUAUGUAGCAGGAUCUUUAGGGUUCUUGUUCCCACCUUGGGCACUACUAUAACUUCUCUUUGAAGAAGACUUUCUUAAGAAAGUAAGCAUCUAGCAGAUCCUGCCCAGGUUAAUACUGAUGAUGGUAUAAGGAAGCAGUCUAACCAUUCUCAAGAGACACUUCAUACCUAGUUCUGAUGGUUUGGAAGAGUUGUCUCUUUGCUGGCAGGCUGUCUUAGGGCCAGCCAGACAAGGCACUUGAGAUAGGACCUUUCUGACCAACUGCUUCUCAGAGUAGACCUUUCUUGUACUCCUCUUCCAUUUUCGACUCAGGACUGUAGUAUUAAGACAGUCCUGAGCCCAUGCGUCAGUACUUCAGGACUUUGGUGGAGGUCUCCCAGGGUUUUCUAUCUGAAGGAGUAGAAUCAUGUUUCCAGUGAGAAAAGUUAAUGACCUUAUCCUUUUUAAAAUUCUCAUUUGUGCGUUGUAGAUGUGGCAAAUGUGGUUGUCAGAAUUCAUCAUUAUGGCCAGACACAGCUUCUGCUCUGUCUUGCUCAGAACCUUACUCAUUUGUAGCAGAGCAUGGAUGCUAGCUAGUGCUAGUGAUGCUGUCACCACUACCUCCUUGGGAGAUAAUGAAACCAAUCACUGAUGCUGUUUUUACUGGGCACACCAUUGAAGUGAGGAGAAGUAGCCUGGUUCUGGGGUUCAAGAAUAAAGAGUAGCACAAGAUAACUAGCUUCGGUUGGCAGGUUCUGGAAUUUCACAUCUAACUAUACACCACUGUCAUUUUAAAUAUCAUGUAGACCCGGCUGGGUGUCACAAAAAAGCAUCUGGGCUACCUCAGGGAACCCCCCAUAUAUGUGCAUGGGCAUAGUUGAGUUUGAUGGAUAUAUCCGAGCCGGCCUCACACGUACAGCACGUUGGCAUUGAGCUUCACCUCUGCUUGCUCAGAGGCUUUGCUUCCUUUUGUUUCACUGAGGCAGAAGUGGACCUCUUCACUGCCACUUAACUCUUCCCUUUUCAGAAAGAUAAUAUAUUCACUAGUAUUUUUGGUCACUCUAGAACUUUUCUUCAUUCUAUUUUUUAGGGGACCCAUGACUGAUUAGCCUUGCUCUUCUGUUGUAGAAGGAACGAGAGUAAAAAGACCAUGUAGAAAAUAAAAAGUUUAAGGAGAUCUUGGGACCAAAACCCCUUCUAUGUCCAAAAAAGGACACACUCAGUAAACUGAAAUUUAACAUAAUUUUUUAUUAACAGCCAUGUUACAUUUGUUAUAUUUUAUACAAAUAAACUGUUUAGAAUGGUUCUUAAAAAUUAUAAGGGAAAUGCACAUACAGUAUAAAAAUUUUUAUAAUUGUACUUAAAUUAUGUUCUAUUUGGGGACUGGGAAAAGUAUUUUUACAUUGUUUAUAGCCAAUUGCUUUUGUAUUUAUCAGUUUAAAUCCUUGGGUCUUUUUUUUUUUUUUUUAAUCUCUCUCAUUGGCAAAUUUUGUAGUCUUCUUUUUAAAUAAAUCCAUUUAAUCGCC